This is a messenger RNA of Periophthalmus magnuspinnatus, 4191 nucleotides long. RefSeq names its product formin-like 1b (gene fmnl1b). The coding region runs from base 534 to 3677 and encodes 1047 amino acids. The transcript is spliced from 26 exons. Gene Ontology annotation, molecular function: actin filament binding; small GTPase binding. Gene Ontology annotation, biological process: cell migration; cortical actin cytoskeleton organization; regulation of cell shape. Gene Ontology annotation, cellular component: cytosol. The record is from RefSeq and is a predicted model, not a curated record. Lineage: Eukaryota; Metazoa; Chordata; Actinopteri; Gobiiformes; Gobiidae.
GUCUGUCCCUGUUUCGGAUAGACGGAAAGGAGUUGCUGCUUUCUGGAUCCCCUCUUCUUUUUUUUUACCUUCCCGCUGUGUUCUCUCAUCAUUGCAAUUUUUUUUUUUUUUUUUGAUAUGGAAAGCAAAGAACCAAGCACCUGCGGCAGCGUUGAGAAGGAGGAGUUUCCAUCACUACUUGCUAGCCUAACUAAGUCUGUUUACAUCCCAGCACUGCGUCUUUUUGACUAGAGUUUUUCCCUUUUUAUCGUUUAACGUGUCAAUUUGUGGCUGUCAACGUUUAAAACCAGCCCCCUCCCCCGUUUUCUCUUUCAGUCAUUCAGCUGUCAUUCUGCUUGUCACUUGCCUCAGUGGAGUUGGCUACCCCUUUCUUUUCCCUCUAGGAUUUCAUAACAUGUAACGACACUCUUCUUCUUGAUUGACUAUCCAAAAUGGACUCAUCAGCGGGGGUCAAAGGUCACGUGCCACACUUUACUAAAAACUUGACAUUUUAAGUUUUUGAAAUAGAGAUUUUUUUUAAGUUAAUAGUAAUCAUGGGGAAUACACCUGGAAGCUUGGACAUCCCAGGCAGAGAUGGUACACCUGGAUCAGUUGGGCCCCACAAACCAGGGGCCAAGCUCCCCAUGCCACCUGAAGAAGAGCUGUUGGAGCGCUUCAGUGCACUUCUGGAUACUAUGAAUCUUCCUCCAGACAAAAUGAAGAUCCUGGGCCAGUACGACAAUGAAAAGAAGUGGGACCUGAUCUGUGACCAUGAGAGAGUUCAAGUGAAGAAUCCUCCAUCCACAUACUUGGACAAACUCAGGAGUUAUUUGGACCAUGGAGGGGUCAGUCGCAAGUUUAAACGUCGCGUUCCAGAGUCCACCCAGGUCCUGAGAGAGCUGGAGAUCUCUCUACGGACAAAUCACAUCGGUUGGGCUCAGGAGUUUCUGAAUGAGGAGAACCAGGGUCUGGAUGUGCUGGUGGACUACUUGUCUUAUGCCCACAGUGCUGCUAUGUAUGAUGGAGAUACACUGGACAGUACUGCAGCCUCAGCAGAGAAAUCAGUGGAAGAUCUGAGCAAAAGUGCCACCAACUCUCCCUCUCACAGUGCCUCCAAGCCCACCAAAGCCUUUACAGUCAGGAAAGCUCUGAGGACGUCCCGUGUGGUGAGCCAGAAGGACGACACGCACCUGUGCAUCAUGUGUUUACGCGCCAUCAUGAACUACCAGUCGGGCUUUAACGUGGUGAUGACUCACCCCCGCUGUGUCAAUGAGAUCACCCUGAGUCUCAACAACAAGAACCCCCGAACUAAAGCCCUGGUGUUGGAGCUGCUGGCGGCUGUCUGUCUGGUGAGAGGAGGACAUGACAUCAUUCUCUCAGCUUUUGACAACUUUAAAGAGGUUUGUGGAGAGAAAAGAAGAUUUGAAAAGCUCAUGGAAUAUUUCUGCAAUGAAGACAAUAACAUUGACUUCAUGGUGGCCUGUAUGCAGUUCAUCAACAUUGUGGUGCACUCUGUGGAGAACAUGAACUUCAGAGUACAUCUGCAGUAUGAAUUCACUCACCACGGUCUGGACGAGUUCCUGGAGUCAUUGAAGUUCACAGAGAGUGACCGGCUCCUGGUGCAGAUUCAGGCCUAUCUGGACAAUGUGUUUGACGUGGGAGCACUGCUGGAAGACGCAGAGACCAAGAACGCUCUGCUGGAGCACAUGGAGGAACUGCAGGAGCACAACACACAGCUAAACACAAGACUGCAAGAAAGUGAAAAGGAAUCUACAGAGAAAGUGUCUGAUCUUGAAAAGAAACUGAUGCAAGCCACAAAAGAAGUGGAGCUCCUAAAGGAAAGCCUCCGUGAGUCCUCCACUCAGGUCAGUGCACUGCAGCAGCGUGAACGGGAGCGAGAACUUGAACGGGAGCAUGAGAGAGAGAUCGAGAGAAACAAGGACCUGAGCAAUCAGGCGCUGAAGGAGCUGGAGGCCAAAGUUCAAUCCCUGGUUGAUCAGGGGCUCAUCAGGAUGGAACGCUCCACAUCAGGACAACUGGACAUUCAAGUGGUCCCUACAGUCCAACAAGUCAUACAGAAAGCUAAAGAUGUGCCAGAUGUGGGCAACAUUACAGCACACCCAAAAGAAGACAAAACUGCUGUAUCAGAAAACAUCCAGACCCCUCCCCCUCCUCCCCCGCCCCCACCUCCCCCCGCACCACCAGCACCCCCCUCUGCCCCGCCUCCUCCGCCUCCAGCAGCUCCUCCAGCGCCACAGCUGCCCUCUGCUGGAAGUGCACCGCUUACAGCCUCUAAGAAGAAGAGGACAAUCCAGACCAAGUACCGCAUGCCGUUAUUCAACUGGCAGGCUCUCAAGUCCAACCAGGUGGCAGGCACCAUCUUUAACGAGCUGGACGAUGAGAGCAUCUUAGAGGAGCUGAACAUGGCUGCCUUUGAAGAGCAGUUCAAGACCAAAGCCCAGGCUUCCCCUGCAGAGAUCGGCACCCUGAGGAUGAAACUGGCCCACAAGAUUCCUAGUAAAGUGUGCCUAAUGGAGCCAAACCGGGCCAAAAACCUUGCUAUUACUUUGAGAAAGGAGGGCAUGGCAGCAUCAGACAUUUGCUGUGCUAUAGAAACUUACAACCAGAAAGCCCUGAGUUUGGAUUUCCUGGAAUUAUUGGAGCGUUUCAUUCCCACUGAGUACGAGAUGAAGCUCAUUCACAACUACGAGUGCGAGGGCAGGCCCCUGGAUGAGCUCAGCGAGGAGGACCGCUUUAUGGUGCGAUUUGGCAAGAUUCCCCGAUUGGCACAGCGCAUCAGCACACUCACCUUUAUGGGCAAUUUCACAGACAGUGUCCAGCUCAUUCAGCCCCAAAUUGAUGCUAUUAUUGCUGCAUCUAUGUCAAUCAAAUCAUCAGCCAAACUCAAGAAAAUCCUAGAGAUCAUUUUAGCAUUUGGAAACUACAUGAACAGCAGUAAACGAGGAGCAGCAUAUGGCUUUAAACUGCAGAGCUUAGAUCUGCUAUUAGAGACCAAAUCGACAGACCGUAGACAGACCCUGCUUCACUUCAUAGUCAACAUCAUUCAGGAGAAGUAUCCAGAGCUCCACUCAUUUUACACAGAGCUGCACUUCCUGGACAAGGCUGCUAUGGUUUCUUUGGACAGUAUCCUGCAGGACGUCCGGGCUCUGGAGCGGGGCAUGGAGGUGACCAAGAGGGAGUUUACAGUGGAAAAGGACAACCCCGUCCUACAGGCCUUUGUCAAGAGCAACUCUGCCCUCCUGGACUCUGUCAUCGCCGAUGGCAAAAAGGCACAGGACGUGUAUGACUCAGCAGUGGAGUAUUUUGGAGAAAACCCCAAAACGAUGCCGCCCGCGAUGUUCUUUCCUCUUUUCGUUCGCUUCAUCAAGGCAUACAAGCAAGCUGAGCAGGAGAAUGAACAGAGGAAGAGGAAAGUCAACAUUGAUCCUCCACUAACCUCACCCAAACCUGACAUCAACAAGGUGACCAUGAUGCCAAAGCUGCCGCAGAUGGACCUGAUAGCAGAGCUGAAGAAGAGGCAGACCACUCCUUUAGUGAGAGAGGGAAAGGAUGGAGCUAUCGAAGACAUCAUCACAGACCUCAGAAACCAGCCGUACAGGAGGGCCGAUGGGGGACGACGCAGCGCCAAGUGGAAACCAGGACAACAGCUCCAAGUAUCUUCAGACAUCUCACUCUAAUGACGCUAUAUACAAACUAUAUUCUAAAGCUAUAUACUACAGAAUGCACAAAGCUGAAUACAGUAGUCUAGGUGGGACCCAGCAUUUGAACUCUGGCACGCCUCUUGCAUGUUGUUGAAUGCAGAGGUGAAUCUGCAUGUACUUAACACUAUAAUGAACCAGCUGCAUGACAGUCAGCUCUUGCCACAGCCUCUUCUGAGAGCAUCACUGUAGUUUUUCCAUUAGAGUUUUUAGCAACACUCAUGUGAUUAAAAUAAUUGUGACGUUGUUAAUGGCAGAGAAUGACAAAUAAGUUAAUUAAAACAAUUAUGUAAAGUUUGAAUAGAUGUACUUAGAAAGGUCCACUCUAAGAAAAAGGCCCUAAUGCUUUGAUGAAAAAUGAGCUUAUGAAUUAUCAGUUUCCACUCUCAAAACCCUGAUCAUGCUGAAGAUUUUUAUUAUAUAAAUUAUUUUUAAUACUGAAGAGAUAGCUACUUUGCUUCUGCAUUUCAAAGAAUAAAUGUUUUAUACAGUU